Cylicostephanus goldi is the source of this 488-nucleotide messenger RNA. The record is from the annotation of a GenBank genome assembly. Lineage: Eukaryota; Metazoa; Nematoda; Chromadorea; Rhabditida; Strongylidae.
AUGUGUGAUCAUCAGGCUACAAUUUAUGAACACCACAUCUUCCCUAAGUUUCAGGUCACUUGUUGGCAUAUUCCAUCAUCGGACGACCGUACCCCACCCAAAUUAUACCUUUCUUCUGGACAUUAUUCUUCCAAGAAUUCGGCGUUCGCCUCGCUGUUUCUCUGUUUCAAUGUGUGCUGCCUUUCAGGAUGUCCUGAAGGUUCAUCAAACAUCAUACUUCAUGGUAGCUUAGCCGAUCUCAAAUUUGCAAAAUACUACCUGAAGUGCUUAGUCUGUGAUCUUGAGAACAUAGAGGGCAAGUACGAUUCGGUUAACCCCGAUAGUUUCAAAAAUGUAUUCAGUGAAUGUAGCUUAGUUUUUUUAGAAGAUAGAUCGGAUGACAUCGUUGUAGCGGUGGCAAGUGCUGGUCCAACACCGACGGCUGUGCAAUUCUUGGAACUGUUCAAAAGGAAAAAGCAAGUGACACGCGAGGAUGUUGACAAGUAAGC